AUGAUAGAUCCUUUAGAGAACAACUUGUUUAAUCUUCCUGAUUAUGAGAAUACAGAAGACGAAACGUUCCCUCCUCUUCCACCACCUGCCUCUCCAGGAAAAAGAGACGAUGAAUGGGCUCAAGCUAAUGGAGAUGGAAACCAGCAGUCACAAACAAAGGAUUCUGCCGUAGCUACACGGAAAGCAGUGAAAAGACCAAUGCCUAAACUAGAUGCCCACAGGUUAAUUUCAGAAAGAGGCCUUCCAGCCCUGAGGCACAUGUUUGACAACGUGAAGUUCAAGGGUAAGGGGCAUGAGGCAGAAGACCUGAAGACACUCAUACGACACAUGGAACACUGGGCUCAUAGACUAUUUCCAAAAUUGCAGUUUGAGGAUUUUAUUGACAGAGUCGAGUCUUUGGGAAACAAAAAGGAAGUUCAGACCUGCCUGAAGCGGAUUAGGCUUGAUCUUCCCAUACUACAUGAAGACUUUGCAAGCAACGAAGAUGGUGGAGGAGAAAGCAACGGACUGGACACAGCCACUGACGAUGCGCGUUCCUGCUCGGGAAAUGCCGAGGAACUCGGUUCUCUGCCCGGUGCAUCUCUCACAGAAGAGCAACGAGAGCGUAUCAGGAAGAACCGGCAGUUGGCCCUGGAGCGCCGGCAAGCGAAGAUGCGGUGUGACAGCCAGGCACAGCACCACGAGCUCUCUGCUUCUUACUCAGAAGAGUUUAAUACCUCAGUCGCUCAGGAUCCUGCUCACCUUAUCGAAGACACUCAGGUUACCACAACCGAGGUGGCUGUUGUAGAAGCUGAAGCUGGAGAUACAGAAUCAGAACACGCCAGUGAAAAGCAGUAA
This is a messenger RNA of Tauraco erythrolophus (red-crested turaco), 837 nucleotides long. RefSeq names its product TIMELESS interacting protein (gene TIPIN). Gene Ontology annotation, biological process: replication fork processing; DNA replication checkpoint signaling; DNA damage response. NCBI's taxonomy places the organism in Eukaryota, Metazoa, Chordata, Aves, Musophagiformes, Musophagidae. Gene Ontology annotation, cellular component: replication fork protection complex; nucleus. Gene Ontology annotation, molecular function: DNA binding. The record is from RefSeq and is a predicted model, not a curated record.